Molecule: messenger RNA, 948 nt
Organism: Lycium barbarum (goji berry)
Lineage: Eukaryota; Viridiplantae; Streptophyta; Magnoliopsida; Solanales; Solanaceae
Exons: 2
Coding region: 1-948 (315 amino acids)
Source: RefSeq, a predicted model, not a curated record
AUGUCAAACCCAAACAAUGUGAGUAACAACAACCACGAUGAGAACCCUAACAAUAGGAUACCAUUGAACAUCAUGCCACCAGGUGAUCCGGUUGACGACCCUCCCCCUGAUGCUAGUGUUGCCAACUCAAAUGUAGCUGUUAAUGACAGCGGAGAUACACUCGUCGAUAGGGGAACUGCUUGUAGGGAAAGCGCAGAGGCAGGAGAGGAGAUUAACUUACACGUGAUUUAUGAUUUAUUGCAGGAAAAGCAGACUGACGGCUGUAAAGGGUUAAGAGAUGAAGUUGCACGGCUAUUGAAAAACGGUCAUCUCCGGGAGUUUCUAAGUGAACGAACAAAUAGUCAUUUCAAGAACACGGAAAAAAGCAAGAAGACCGAACCAGAGGAGCCCCAACAUGUGAUCAACAUGAUCAUUGGUGGGGUAGAAAUACCCCGAGGCCCGACAAUGAAGAAAACAAAGUUCUCAAUCACCCAGGAAAAGAGGACCAGGGACUACGUACCGGAUGAAUUUAUCUCCUGCAGUGAUGAAGACGUAGAGGGCAUCAUUCAACCACAAAACGAUGCUUUGGUAAUUUCUGUCCUUAUAAACAAAACUCAUGUGAAAUGUAUUUUGAUUGAUCCAUGUAGCUCGGUCAAUAUUAUCCAAUGGAAGGUAGUGGAGCAGCUGGGACUGUUGGAUCAGAUUGUACCAGCAGCCCGGGUCUUAAACGGGUUUAAUAUGGCUUGUGAAACUACAAAGGGAGAGAUCACACUACCGGUAAAUGCAGCCGGUGUAUUUCAACACACGAAGUUCUAUGUCAUUGACGAAGAGAUGAGAUACAACGCCUUGCUCGGAAGACCGUGGUUGCACAUCAUGAGGGCAGUACUUUCAACCUUGCACCAAAUGCUGAAAUUCCCAACCUUGGAGGGAGUAAAAAUCAUUCAUGGAGAGAAACCUGCGGCAAAAUAA